AAUAGUGUUUUAAAAAAAACACUCAAAUAUCUGAAUCGAUGGCUCAAACAAUGUUGCUAAUGUCUAGCACUGGUGGUCAUGCAUUGAACUUGAAGAGAGAUCACCCUUUGCUCCAUUUCCAAGCUCAAGGACUAAAGCCUAAACCCUUUUCUCAUUUCUUGUUCACUCCACUGUCUAAUGGUGUUAAUACUCCAUUUAAAGCUUUCACCACUUUUGCCAUCUUUAAAGCAAAGACCAAAUCUGCUCCUAAGAAGGUUGAAGCAAAGCCAAAGCCAAAGGUUGAAGAUGGGAUCUUUGGCACCUCAGGAGGGAUUGGUUUCACCAAGCAAAAUGAGCUCUUUGUGGGACGUGUUGCCAUGAUUGGUUUUGCUGCAUCGUUGCUGGGUGAAGCAAUAACAGGGAAAGGAAUUCUAGCACAGUUGAACCUGGAGACAGGAAUUCCUAUUUAUGAAGCAGAACCCCUUCUUCUCUUCUUCAUUCUUUUCACUCUCCUUGGAGCCAUUGGAGCUUUGGGUGACCGAGGUCGUUUCGUGGAUGACCCUCCUACAGGGAUUGAAGGUGCAGUUAUCCCGCCGGGGAAAGGCAUUAGGGGAGCACUGGGUCUCAAAGAAGGAGGUCCAUUGUUUGGAUUCACAAAGGCAAAUGAGCUUUUUGUUGGAAGAUUGGCUCAGCUGGGGAUUGCUUUCUCAUUGAUAGGAUAAAUUAUUACAGGGAAAGGAGCACUGGCACAACUUAACAUUGAGACUGGAAUCCCCAUUAACGAUAUUGAACCCCUUGUGCUGUUCAACGUCGCUUUCUUCUUCUUUGCUGCUAUAAACCCUGGGACUGGUAAAUUUGUCACUGAUGAAGAGGAAGAUUAGAUGCCUAUUCUCGUUUUAUAGGCAAAUUGUAAAGCUUGGAUUCUUCUUCUUGUCCCAUCAAUGGAAUUUUCUUCACUCAAUUGGG
Molecule: messenger RNA, 945 nt
Organism: Hibiscus syriacus
Lineage: Eukaryota; Viridiplantae; Streptophyta; Magnoliopsida; Malvales; Malvaceae
Product: photosystem II 22 kDa protein, chloroplastic-like
Exons: 4
Coding region: 39-701 (220 amino acids)
Source: RefSeq, a predicted model, not a curated record